CUCUUCUCCCCUAUUUGAUCCGCGACUUUCCUUCCAUCCGCCGAUUUACUUGUCUCCAUUCCUCCAUUCUAAUUCUACUACCCACUUCUCCCCCUCAAAUUCCAUCAACUAAGAACCGGUACCCGAUUCGUCUCUGACUUUCUCCGCGCUGACGUUAUCCCGUCGCCGUUCUCUCCGUACUUUGUUCUUCCUUGUCGUGAUCCUUUAACCGACGAAAACUUCCCCCCCCCCUCCCCUCCCCUCUUACUCCGACAUCCCUUGGUCAGGGCCCCUUUCAGUACUCCCCAAGGUUAAAGAUGUCUACUACUACGCCUGCAACGGCCUCUGAUGGCCCCAAGCUCGAGAAGAAGCCGGUCAAGUUCAGCAACUUGUUGCUGGGCGCAGGUCUCAACAUGUUCGAGGUCACCUCCUUGGGACAGCCGCUGGAAGUGAUCAAGACAACCAUGGCCGCCAACCGAGGUGACAGCUUCGCCGGCGCUAUGGGUCGGAUAUGGGGUCGUGGCGGGAUCCUCGGCUACUACCAAGGUCUCAUUCCGUGGGCCUGGAUUGAGGCCUCCACCAAGGGCGCUGUCCUCCUCUUCGUCGCGUCCGAGGCGGAGUACUAUGCCAAGGUGGCGGGCGCUCCGGACUUCCUCGCUGGUAUCUCCGGAGGUAUGGCCGGUGGUGUCGCUCAAGCCUAUGCGACCAUGGGUUUCUGCACCUGCAUGAAGACGGUGGAGAUCACCAAGCACAAGAUGGCCUCCCAGGGGGUGAAGCCUCCCAGCACCUUUGCGACCUUCAUGGACAUCUACCGCCGGGAGGGAAUCCGGGGUAUCAACCGCGGCGUGAACGCGGUCGCCAUCCGCCAGACUACGAACUGGGGCUCCCGUUUCGGUCUCUCGCGUCUGGCCGAGUCCGCCAUCCGUAGCGUCACGGGCAAGGACGAGAAGGAGAAGCUCGGCGCGGCGGAGAAGGUCCUCGCCUCGGGACUCGGUGGUGGUCUUUCGGCCUGGAACCAGCCCAUCGAGGUGAUCCGUGUGGAGAUGCAGAGCAAGACCGAAGACCCGAACCGACCCAAGAACCUGACCGUCGGCAAGGCCUUCAAGUACAUCUACGACAGCAACGGCGUCAAGGGUCUCUAUCGCGGUGUCACUCCCCGCAUAGGCCUGGGUAUCUGGCAGACCGUCUGCAUGGUGGCUCUUGGUGACAUGGCCAAGGAGGCAGUCGAAAAACUGACUGGCGAUCAAGUCACCGCUAAGCACUAGAGAAGGUUUGAGACACCCUUCUGCUAUGCAGACGGAAGAAAAGCCGGGGUGCGAUAUGCAGUAUACCCGGUGACUCUUCAAGCAUUGUUGAUAUUGUAUCAUUUUGGGACGGGACUUUCGGGCUCCGAUGUCGAGCGCUUGGAGUUACCAAGAGAGGUACAUACAUUUAGCCAGGAUCCAGAAUUGUAGGGAAUCAGAUUAGCCAAGCAUGCAUCAAUAGAAGUCAAAUCUACGAGUACGGAGUACUGUGAACUAUGCAUGAGA
Messenger RNA from Aspergillus candidus, 1508 nucleotides. Its product is annotated as putative mitochondrial DNA replication protein (Yhm2). The transcript has 6 exons. NCBI's taxonomy places the organism in Eukaryota, Fungi, Ascomycota, Eurotiomycetes, Eurotiales, Aspergillaceae. Gene Ontology annotation, molecular function: tricarboxylate secondary active transmembrane transporter activity. The coding region runs from base 297 to 1244 and encodes 315 amino acids. Gene Ontology annotation, biological process: alpha-ketoglutarate transport; mitochondrial citrate transmembrane transport. Gene Ontology annotation, cellular component: mitochondrion. The record is from RefSeq and is a predicted model, not a curated record.